Messenger RNA from Ruditapes philippinarum (Manila clam), 936 nucleotides. RefSeq lists its product as uncharacterized. The transcript has 4 exons. Lineage: Eukaryota; Metazoa; Mollusca; Bivalvia; Venerida; Veneridae. The coding region runs from base 140 to 901 and encodes 253 amino acids. The record is from RefSeq and is a predicted model, not a curated record.
CAGUAAACUUCCGGUAAAAGUGGAAAUGAAACUUUUUUCACAAUUAUCGCGCAGGAACUGCACCCCCAAGGUAGCUUUGAGACAGCUAUGAUAUAUGUAGCUCAGAGUAUACUUCUACUACAAACUUAACUUGGCAGAGAUGGUUGUUAUGAAUACAAAACUAUUUCACCGUUGGAGGGUCUUCAAGUUUUACACACAGAGAAAAUUGUUGCAUAAAUUUUCAAAGGCUGUGCCAAAAGAAUGUGUAUCAAACAGCUGUUUUUAUCAAAAUUCCAUAAUUAAAGGGGAUGAACAAUGUAUACCAGGCCAAAAAAAUAUCUGUAUACCAUUGACAAAAUUGCAUUGGACAGAGGGAGAGAAGUGUAUCAAAUUAUUAAACCCUCUGAAAAUUUCAACAGUUGUGAUUCAAUCAGUAUUAAAAGCAAACUUUUCCAAGGAUGUUAAACAUACCUCUAAUUUAAUCAAAUGUAAAUGUGUUUGUCUCCCAAGAAACUUUUUGACACGUUUUCGGCAAUCUGUGAUAUUAGGGGAACUUUCUAGUCGAGUUUAUUUUGUUUCGGCUUGCCAUUACUCCACACAGACUGGUUCUGGUGAUGGUGAGCCAAAUCAAGAAGGAACUAAUUCUCAGGAACACAGUGAUGUUGAGGCAUGGGAGAUGUUGGUGGAUUACAAUAAAUUAUCUCCAACGGAGAAAAAAAUCCACGAACGUCAUCGAACUGCAGUCAAGAAGAAACAGUUGAUGUAUGUUGACCCUUUAACCGGGUAUCACGUUAUGACACGGACAGCCCAUUUGGAACGUGGGGAAUGCUGUGGUAAUGCUUGUAGACAUUGUCCUUAUGGGCAGGUGAAUGUCAAGGAUGAGACAAAAAAGAAGAAAUUCAACUCCGCAUUUUAUGUCUAAAGUUUAUGAAUGAAUAAAAUAUAUAUUGAAUUUUA